Messenger RNA from Drosophila hydei, 1666 nucleotides. RefSeq names its product extensin. The coding region runs from base 158 to 1495 and encodes 445 amino acids. Lineage: Eukaryota; Metazoa; Arthropoda; Insecta; Diptera; Drosophilidae. The record is from RefSeq and is a predicted model, not a curated record. The transcript is spliced from 2 exons.
UUCGAUUUUCUGAUUUUGCAACGAAGACGUCGCUAGCUUCGCUCUGCACCCAGUCUCCAGUUUCCAAGUCUCUCAAUUGUUCGUUCGGUUAACGUUUUGUGUUUCAUUUCCAAUUUGCACUCAACUGUGAGCAGCCGCGACCAAUCUGUCAGCCAGCAUGCGCCUUCUGUUGGCCCUGGUGGCGGUGCUAGCUGCGGCCGGCGUCUCUGCGGAUGUUUCGCAUCUGGACACGGAUUUGCGCGAGGAUGGAUAUCAUUAUAAGCAGCCGUCGCAGCCGUUUCCGCCUCCGCCCACGGGCAAUGGCAUUGAGGAUACGGGUGUGAUUCCCGGACCAGGUCCUUCGGCACCGGCACCAUCUUAUGGCCCGCCGCAGACGCAACCACCACGUCCGCCACCGCAGCCUGCGCCUACAGCUCCGGGUCCUUCUUAUGGUCCGCCACAGACGCAGCCACCACGCCCGCCACCGCAGCCUGUGCCAACAGCUCCUGGUCCUUCUUACGGACCACCGCAGACGCAACCGCCGCGCCCACCACCGCAGCCACAGCCUACUGCUCCCGGACCAUCUUAUGGACCACCUCAAACGCAGCCACCUCGCCAGCCGCCACAACCUGUGCCAACAGCACCAGGUCCUUCAUAUGGACCGCCCCAAACCCAACCUCCGCGUCCACCGCCACGACCGAUACCCACGGCUCCGGGCCCUUCAUACGGACCACCGCAAACUCAGCCACCGCGUCCGCAGCCACAGCCACAGCCUACAGCUCCGGGUCCGUCUUAUGGUCCUCCACAGACUCAGCCUCCACCACCACCACCCGCCGGUCCGGAAUAUCUUCCGCCUGAUCAACCUCAGCUGCCCAAACCACGUCCCACUCCGCAGCGUCCUCCACCACCUCCGCCACAGACCGAGUAUGGCCCGCCACCGACGCGCCCUCAACCACCAAGUCCCCAACCACCAAGUCCACAACCACCAAGCCCCCAGCCACCGCGUCCGCAGCAACCUGGCGCUGAGUAUUUGCCCCCAUCUGGUCUCCCACCACCGCCCACUUAUCAGCCACGCCCACCGCCAGCUAGCCCACCCGCACCACCCACCUAUCAACCACGUCCACCUGCACCACCUGCACCACCUGCACCGACACCCGGUUACGUGCCACCUCCCGGACCUACCUAUCAGCCACGCCCACCUGCACCACCAGCACCGCCGACAUAUCAGCCACGGCCUCCAUCUCCGCCAGCUCCUCCAGUACCUACUCCCGGCUAUGGUCCUCCUCCUCCUCCUCCUAGUCCGCCCGCACCACCCACUUACCAGCCACGGCCACCAGCACCGCCUGCACCACCUACCCAGGAGUAUGGUCCUCCACCUUCUGGCCCACCAGCGCCGCCCACUUACCAGCCACGCCCACCGGCACCACCUGGUCCACCCGGACCACCCACGGACGCUGGUUCCUUGGGACCCGAUGGCUACAACUACAACAAGCCUGCCAAGCCGUUUACCUUCUAGAUGCUGCCAACCACCCAGACACACACAUACUUACACUCUUAGUAUUCUUAGCGUAAAGCUUUCUGGACCCAAUUACUAGAGCCCCCGCACCCACCCGCCGGACUUUUUAGGGUACACUUUGUAAAGAAACCUUUGUAAAGCAUCGCUUCCAAAUAAAGUAAAAUCUAAACA